AUGGGUUCUUUUCGUGGGCAUGUCCUUUCUAGGACACUGUUUCUUUUGGUUGGGGUGUGGCACAUGUGGAGCUCUAUAGCCAGAUAUGUAUCGUAUCUUAAAUCUUUUAGGGUCAGGGUGUGGAACCCUGUUCCUGGUUUUGAUGGACGGCUUAAGUACUUGGAGCUUUAUUUCAUAAUAGUUGGAGGUUUCAUAGAUUUGUGUACUGAGUUUCUAUAUUCGACUCAUCUCCAUAUCUCUGUCCAUGGAAUCUUGAACCCAUCUCACAUGAAUAACUUCAAGCACUCUGGAAUGCUCCUCAUGAAAGAAAUAAAGAUUAGCCCCUUGUUUUCUAUGUUUGAAAUUUGGUGGAUUGGUAAUGUCAAUAGAGUUUAUAUGAUUCUUAUUUUGGAGCAUGUUAUUUCAUACAUAAUUGCAACUUCAUCUUAUCGUACUUCUUUUGGGUUGUCUCAUGACAUUCUUUAA
This is a messenger RNA of Olea europaea var. sylvestris, 465 nucleotides long. RefSeq lists its product as uncharacterized. Lineage: Eukaryota; Viridiplantae; Streptophyta; Magnoliopsida; Lamiales; Oleaceae. The transcript is spliced from 3 exons. The record is from RefSeq and is a predicted model, not a curated record. The coding region runs from base 1 to 465 and encodes 154 amino acids.